Camellia sinensis is the source of this 2563-nucleotide messenger RNA. Its product is annotated as Phototropic-responsive NPH3 family protein. Lineage: Eukaryota; Viridiplantae; Streptophyta; Magnoliopsida; Ericales; Theaceae. The record is from RefSeq and is a predicted model, not a curated record.
AUAAAAUAGGGUUUGACUAAAAUAAUCCGGGGUGAACAUUACAGAAAAUUUGAGAGAGAGAAUAAAAAUUUCCAAAGGGAAUAAGAAUGGAGAAAUGGCAAUGAUCAUGAGUGGGAGGAAGACAGAAGUGGGCGCAGGAUAAGCACGUGGGCGUCGCCUUUCUCUCAUUGCCUUCACGCUGGCACACCGAACUGAACCCAAACCUCAUAACCUCACAAAACGUCACAGUUUGGGUUCUUCAUCUCUGUUUUUCCGGCGAAUGAUUUUGAGUUUUUUAAGAAAAUUAAAUACAGGAACUCAAGUGUUCUUAAUAGGAUGAAAAUCUGGUAAUCAGAGAAAGUUCAGAAGAAGAAAAAGAAAAGACUCAAACAUGAAGUUUAUGAAACUCGGUUCUCGGCCUGAUACUUUCUACACUACUGACGCUGUAAGGUCAGUGUCCUCAGAAGUCUCUAGUGAUCUCAUAGUCCAAGUCAAGGGAAGCAGAUAUUUGCUUCACAAGUUUCCCCUGCUUUCCAAGUGCUUGCGGCUCCAGAGGCUGUGCUCCGAAAGCCCAGACUCCCAACACCACCAAAUAGUCCAACUCCCUGAUUUCCCUGGCGGCAUCGAGGCAUUCGAAUUGUGUGCUAAGUUCUGCUAUGGCAUCACAAUCACACUCAGUGCCUACAACAUUGUAUCUGCCAGGUGUGCUGCUGAGUACCUCCAAAUGACCGAGGAUGUCGAAAAGGGGAACCUAGUUUACAAGCUUGAAGUCUUCUUCAAUUCUUGCAUACUUCACGGUUGGAAGGACUCAAUCGCAACGCUACAAAGCACGAAAGCGUUCCCUUCGUGGUCCGAGGAGCUUGGAAUCACGAGCCGGUGCAUUGAAGCGAUUGCUUCGAAAGUUUUAGCCCAUCCCUCGAAAGUGAACUUGUCGCAUAGUCAUUCGCGUAGGGGUAGGGACGAUGCAUCAUGCAACGGGGGAGAGAGCCAGAGGCAUAGCAAACUUAUGACAAAAGGGUGGUGGGCUGAAGAUGUGGCAGAAUUGGGGAUAGACCUAUAUUGGAGGACUGUUAUAGCAAUCAAAUCCGGUGGGAAAAUACCCUCGAACCUCGUGGGAGACGCAUUGCGAAUUUAUGCGUCGCGAUGGCUACCUAACAUUUCAAAAGACUACAAGCAAGUAGUAGACUCAGACCCAGACUCGGACACAGUUGGGUUUGGGGAUAUGACUUCAAAGCAUAGGCUGCUUUUGGAAUCCAUUAUAAGCCUACUCCCACCGGAGAGAGGUGCUGUUUCGUGCAGUUUCUUGCUUAAACUCUUGAAAGCAGCCAAUAUACUUAACGCCUCGUCUUCUUCGAAAAUGGAAUUGGCUCGGAGAGUUGGAAUUCAAUUAGAGGAAGCGAAAGUCGGGGACUUGUUGAUUCCCUCUUUGUCGCGCACAAUUGACACAGUUUAUGAUGUGGACAUAGUCAUGACUAUUUUGGAACAAUUCAUGUUACAGGGGCAGAGCCCUCCAACUAGUCCCCCGCGAACCAAGGACGGUUUUGAGAGGAGGCGGCGGUCUCGCUCAGCUGAGCACGUCGAUUAUGAGUUUCAAGAGAGUAGAAGGUCCUCUUCCGCGUCCCAUAGCUCGAAACUCAAGGUGGCGAAGCUUGUGGACGGGUAUCUUCAUGACAUAGCUCGAGAUGCGAAUUUGCCGCUGUCAAAAUUCAUUGGACUAGCCGAGGCCUUACCGGACUUUGCAAGGCUUGAUCAUGAUGAUCUAUACAGAGCAAUUGAUAUUUAUCUCAAGGCACACCCGGACCUCAACAAAAGUGAAAGAAAGCGUUUGUGUCGAAUUCUAGACUGCAAGAAGCUGUCAAUGGAAGCGUGCAUGCACGCAGCUCAAAACGAGAUGCUGCCACUGAGGGUAGUGGUGCAAGUCCUCUUCUUCGAGCAAGCUAGGGUUGCCAUGGCUGGUGGCCAGAUGACCGAGCUUCCUAGCAACAUUAAAGCACUUCUCGCUGCAAAUGAUGACUCGAGGAGGCCUACAGCAUCGCUAAGCACCAAUGCGACAGCUCAAGCAGAGGAUCAGUGGAGCAUCUCUGGUCUCAAAUCACCAAAAUCGAAGCUUUCAACUUUGAGGAUGAAGCUGGCUGAGGAUGAUGAUUUGGAGGAGAAUUACUCUGAUGGAAUUGGGAAACAAUCGAAAGUUAAAGCGCUUUGUUCGAUUCCUGGUCGGCCUAAAAGAAUGUUCAGUAAGUUGUGGUCCAUCAAUAGAAGCGCGAGCGAAAGGAAUUGACAGAAAUUUAUUUAUUUUCCAGUUGGGAUGCUAAUUAGUAUGAAGUGUAAUUCCAAUCUUACUUUCUCUUUUUGUAUUUGUUGUUGCAAAAUGCCUUGUAUUUUUAGGGGAAAAGUCACUGUGAAUUGUUGUAGUCUAUGUUAAUAAGAAACAUGUUUUUUUUUUUUUGGUUUUUUUUUUUUGGAGAAAUGAGAGGAAAAUCUCUCGAGAAACUUUACUUUUGUGGAAAUUGAUUAGGAUCUUUUGAUGGAAUUGUCUUAACGCGGGGCCAAAAAUUCUAGCGAUUUGUCUUUAGAUUUGUCAGCA